CGCAUCCUUACAACUCAUGUCUGCUUUCUCUUCAAUCCAUACCUCCUCUUUGAUCAACAUCAGUCCCCAGUGACCCCACGAACAAUCAUGCCCAUCCCCACCGAACUGGUCGGCAGUCUCCCUCGACCGACGUACCUGCAAAAGGCCUUUGCAGACUACGACGCCGGCAAGAUCUCGCGCGACGAGCUCGUCCAGGCCCAGGACCGCGCCGUCGAGGACUCGUUGAAAAACCUCGCGGGCACGGGCGAGCCGUUGAUCACGGACGGCGAACAACGCGCGAGUUCGUUCGCCACGUAUCCCAUCACCGACACGCUGGGAGGCACGGGUCUGUCGGAGAAUCUCGCCGCGGACGGCCAGUACUUUGCCAUCUUCGACGAUGGGCACCACAGGCAACUGCCCCGCCUCGUGAAGGGUCCGUUCAAGUACAAGACCUACGCCUACGACAACCUAAAGAGGUCGAUGCCGCUGGCGGGCGGGCACCCGAUGAAACAGGCCGUCAUCGCCCCGUCCAUGAUGUACCUGCUGUACCCGCUCAACGGCUCCGUCGAGGGAUACUCGAAGGAGGAAUUUGAAAGGGACGUCGUGGACGAGUGCGAGAAGGACAUCCGCGGCUGUUUCGCCGCCGGGGCCAAGCGCGUGUCCAUUGACUUCACCGAGGGGCGGCUUGCCGCGAAGAACGACAAGCGGAAUCCAUGGACUGGGGCGCACUUGUUGCAGAAGUUCAUUGACCUGAACAACCAGGUCCUCGACCGAUUCACACCGGAAGAACGCAAGGACAUCGGCAUCCACACCUGCCCCGGCGGGGACUGCGACUCGGUGCACUCGGCCGACGUCGACUACCACGAGCUGCUGCCGUCGCUGUUCCAGAUGAACGCGGGCUACUUCCUGAUCCAGCUGGCGUCGGAGAAGAACCGCACCCGCGUGUACGAGGAGAUCGGGCGCACGAUCCGCAGGGACGCCAAGGGCGUCAAGCAGGUCGCGUUCGUCGGCGUCGUCAACCCGCUCAACCCGGCGGUCGAGACGGCCGAGCAGGUCCGCGACGCCCUCGUCGAGGCCGCCCGCUACAUCCCCGCGGACCAGCUGGGCGCCACGGACGACUGCGGCUUCAGCCCCUUCAGCAUCGACGUCAAGCCCAAGCACAAGAACAACCCGGACUUUGCGCGCGAGGUCGCCUUCCAGAAGAUCGCCAACCGCGUCAAGGGGGCGCAGAUGGCGAGCGAGCGGCUGGGGUUGUGAGGGCGUGGGUAGAAAGACGAGGGCGGUGUUGGGUUGGGAGCUGCAGACCAACACCUUACUCACUCGCUUGAUUGCUUGCUUGCUCGCUCUUUUUUGACAACGAGUCUUGAUGCGGCGGUAUGGGCUCAUUCCAGUAAUAAUAACAAGGACGGAAGUGUAUAUAGGUAGCCACGGGCAGCCAAAAGUUCAUUGCACCUUUCAACAAGGUGUUCUCUUGUCAACCCUGUACAUUGCUCAGGGUGGCUCAGUCAAUUUUUUC
Messenger RNA from Cladophialophora immunda, 1495 nucleotides. RefSeq lists its product as uncharacterized. The transcript is spliced from 2 exons. The record is from RefSeq and is a predicted model, not a curated record. NCBI's taxonomy places the organism in Eukaryota, Fungi, Ascomycota, Eurotiomycetes, Chaetothyriales, Herpotrichiellaceae. The coding region runs from base 88 to 1236 and encodes 382 amino acids.